Messenger RNA from Seminavis robusta, 3023 nucleotides. Lineage: Eukaryota; Bacillariophyta; Bacillariophyceae; Naviculales; Naviculaceae. The record is from the annotation of a GenBank genome assembly.
GUUCAAAAUAACCAGUGUACUACCCGUAGUAUCUUUGCAUUGCCUUCUUUGCAUUGAGAUCGAGCAGUCGCUGCGGCAUACCCACCAGCCCAAGGCAAAUUCAUGUAACCCACCAGAACCCAUGAUCAGAGAGGCAAUCCCAGCAGUUAGUUGGUAAGUAGUGAGUUUACCCUGCAUACUAGUAGACUUAUAAUCUCAUUAGAACUACCUGAAAGGCAACCAAAAUUGGAUCGACUUCCAAAGAAAAAGAAAGCUUAGUUUUUUUAAGCCCAAAUCCAUCCAUCUACCGUAUUGAAUCAGAGCAAUGACAAACAUACCGACACAAGAAAUUCUGGUGAUUGGCCGUGGUGUGUACACACUUCCACUGUUGCGGAUUCUGGGAUCCGAACAAGAGGAUACGAAGAAAAACAAUGUCAAAGUUACGCUGGCAACAACCGUUGGUUGGAAGGAUGUUGCUGCUGCCAAUCGAUUUGUGGAUAAGGUGGUCACGGUCCCUCGACCCGACAGAGAUUUGGAAGGCUGGACCGAUGCGAUUUGUGAGAUUGCUCGAAGCAAACGCGACAAUCUAGUAAUCAUCCCAGUCAUUGAGGAAACAUUGUUUCUGUCGCUGCCAAAAGUAAAGAAGCAAAUCCUCGAGGCAUCUCCGACCAACACAAGAAUUUGGGUAUCCGCCCACGAAACGUUGAUGCAGCUCAAUGACAAAUUUCAGUUCCAGAAAUGCGUGGCCAAUUUAUUUGGCGAGGACAAAAUCCCUCAGACUUCACUUGUUCAUAAUCAGAAAGACCUGGUUAAAGCUGUUGGAGACUGCUUUGCAAAGAACAAGGCUGCUACUAAGGUUGUGCUCAAACCACUGGCGAGCCAUGGAAGCAUUGGAAAUCACAUGAUCCGCCGAGAGGACUUUGAAUGUCUUUCCACUCAAGAGCUAUUGCGACAAUAUCCAAUUGCCAUGGAGGAAAGUAGUGAACGGAACGACAAUCCCCUCACUGUUCCUUAUGUCGCGCAAGAGUUUGUGGAAGGACACGAGUACUGCACAUUGUCCCUGUGUCUCAAUGGCAAAGUGGUGGCGCAUGUCUGCUACAAGCCUCGCUUUGCCGGAACGCUUGGGUUCUCCCCUAUUCGAGACCUGGCUCCACCUGCCGUUUGGAAGAAAUCAUUGGAGUAUGUUCAGACUGUGGCCAGCAAACUCCAGCUCACAGGGCACUUUGGGUUUGACGUGAUUCAAAGGUUCAACGGAGAACUGGCUGGUUUGGAAUGUAAUCCAAGAGUGACGAAUGGCCUCGCAUUCUUGGCACCACGAUUUUCCGCGGCUAUUGCGGCACAAAUGAAAGCGACCUAUCUCGGUAGCGUCGAGAAUGGCAACCAGCAAAUCAUCUCUCCUACCAAGGAAGCUCACAUCAUGACCACGUUGACAGUCGCGGGCGCUCUGGCCCGAGCAAAGAACAAUUCUGAGCGGAUGGCUAUGUUAGAAGUUGCAGUGACUUCCCAUGAUGAUGUUUGGUGGGGUCGGGAUCCUCUGCCAAUCGUCACCAUGGUAUUGAGGAUUGUGUUCACCGUUGUCUACGCUAUGUUGCAGUUGUACAUUCUUCGACCCUUGGCUGCCGGUAUCGACCGUUCUAGCCGACAAACCGUGUCAGAGUAUAUAAAACAGAAAAUACAGGAUGAGAUUGUUUCGUUUGAUCAGCCCUCGGAAAGGUCCUCCCGAAACACCACACUGGAAACAGUAGGAGGCUUCAACGUCGACAAUGCACGAAGCGAAAGCAAAGGGCUACGAGUCCUCGUCACAGGGGCCACAGGAUUUCUGGGAGGGCGUGUGGUGCGAGCAUUGAAUCAAGGCUGGGACGACAAGACUAUUCCAUUGCCGGAAGCUGUCAAGUCGGUGACGGAAAUCACAGCAACUGGAAGGAACGAGGAGAAGGGGCGACAACUCCUGGCAUCACUCGAUCAAACUCAAGUCAAAGCACAAUUCAAAGUGGCCGACCUGAGCAACACUGAAGAGACAUACAAUCUUGUCAAAAAUCAUGAUGUCGUGAUCCAUUGUGCGGCACUCUGUUCAUUGUGGACAAGAUGGGAUGACUACAUUGCGGCCAACACAACGGCCACGGAAAACAUUGCUCAGGCAUGCCAACUCUCUGGCGUUGGAUUGUUGGUUCACAUUUCUUCUCCAUCGCUUUGCAUUCCGAUCAAUGCCGGUGAUCGAGUGGAUGUGAAAGAGACGGACCCAUUGCCACCCGACAGCGAACAAGCCAACCGCUACAGCACCACCAAAAAAUGGGCAGAAGAUAUUGUACAGGACGUAUCCAAACGAUACAACCUGCCAUCGAUCAUCCUGCGGCCUAGAGCUAUCUUUGGACCUGGCGACACCACAUUAUUUCCGCUCCUGCUUGACCGACUCAAGUCGGGAAAGCUCGGCAUCGUCGGCAAUGGCCACAAGUGUGUCGGUGACUAUACCUACGUCGACAACGUGGUGGCGGCUUGCUUGUGCUGCCUCGGAAAAUCGCCUGCUUCUCUCAAGGUCUACGCCAUCACAAACGACGACUCCAGGCGUUUCUUGGAUGUCGUUCACCAGCUCUGUGACCAACUGAAACUACAACGUCCAUGGAAACGAAUUCCUCGACCUGUCGCCUACACUGUGGCAAGUGUGAUGGAAGGUUUCUCUGCCUUGGCCAUGCUGGCCGGUUACAAAAUUGUCCCUUUGUUCACUCGCUACAGCGUGAACGUUAUCUCUCUCUCUUGUACGUUCGAUAUCUCGGCUGCAAAGCACGAUUUGGGUUACAAACCAGUGGUUUCAUUCGACGAAGGGUGCAAUCGGUUCCUUGACAGCGUCGACCAUUAGUAGGCGACGAAUAUUGGGCUUCUAUGAAAUUCGGGCGGUCUUAUCAUUGUAGGUGAAGGUGAUGUAGCAAAAGCAGAACGGCCAUGGCUGCAAGGCCAGCAGUCCGAAUAUCAUGGUACUGUAGAAAAGAAAGAGAACCUAAGAAACGUAGAGCUCUAUGAAAGGGGCCGUCUUAAAUAGGACUCCUCUU